This is a messenger RNA of Pararge aegeria (speckled wood butterfly), 1238 nucleotides long. RefSeq lists its product as uncharacterized. The record is from RefSeq and is a predicted model, not a curated record. NCBI's taxonomy places the organism in Eukaryota, Metazoa, Arthropoda, Insecta, Lepidoptera, Nymphalidae. The coding region runs from base 1 to 1194 and encodes 397 amino acids. The transcript is spliced from 6 exons.
AUGUAUAAAUUCUUUAUAAGAUGGGCAUUCGUUUUAAAAGUGUCUCAAGUUUCUACAGAUGUGCUUGAGGAUGAAUUUAAUAUAAAUGAUAUAUUGCGUACGGACCUCAUGCCGACAUUUUUUAUGAUCGACGAAGAUAGCAAACCGCAAAAUGUAAGCGAUACCUCGAUGAGCAAACACAUGACGUCCAUUAAUGGAUCGAUUGAUGCGGCGUUGUCAACCCUCGAUUUCCACAGGAAAAUGAUGAAUGAAUAUCGCUGUAGGAACUAUCUCGCUGAACAAAUAUUGGGCGAAGUGGGUAAAAGUGUCCUUCAAAAUCGGAUCGGUAGGCCGCACGAGAGUAAUGGACUUGAAAAAGAUCUUCUCACUAGGCGCUCUCAGGAUGUGCGGAGCAAUUUUAUGUACGAUCCCGGUUCAACGAAUUAUCAGGAAUGGCUGGCUAAGGUGAUGGCUCUCAACGAUAUAUAUCGGCAUCAAAACAUGUCUUUAAGUCCUUACAACACUAUGUUUACUGAGUCUGAAGGACAACGUCCACAAUCGAGAGAGGGCUAUGAAGUUAUAGAAGGCGCUGAAAUGACGUUAGGUGAUUCCGAUGGACUUAUGUAUGAAGUUUCAAAACAUGGUGGUGGUUAUGAGUACAACGUGCCUCCACCUCCGCCACCGUUGUACCAGCACCCAUCCUCACAAAUACACGAUAUCCAUGAAGAAUACGGCAUGGAACGGGAGUCUCAUGGACUGGGUAUCACUGAUCUCUUCGAUAUAUCGCUUACUGGCAUCGCUUUCUUGUCUUUUGGCAUGUUUAUAUUGCAAGUUCUCAUGUGUAUCACAAUGAAUCAUCAACCUACACAAGUAAUGCAACUAGUUGACAACACGGAUACAGUCAACGUGGAUGACGUUUUCCGGGUAAAGAGAGACACUGAACCGCGUCGCCGAACCAUUUCUACCCUUAACAGUUUGUCACGCCACGCUUUAAUGGCGAUCAGACCUCAGUCCUUGGAAUGCCUCUACCGCACACUAUGUCUAGGGAAUAAACAUGCAAGGAACAUUCGGGACAGUAACAAAUAUUGGCUUCCUUUGUGGCAUGCAGGUGUAGCAUGGACUCGCGGAGGCGUAUUGGGCGCUCUGCAAGCAGCUGUUCUGGGACUUGGUGACGCUGAUUGUAACGAAAUGUAUCCUAAAAAGCAAUGCUUGUAACUUAUUUAUAAGUUUUAAACUAAGUCAACGCUUGUAAUUUAUUU